AUGACUUCGCUUCCAAUAAUCGUCGUUGGAGCCGGAGCAGUAGGAACAGCCACUGCUCUCGCGCUCAGAAGAAGAGGAGAGAAGGUUCUUUUGCUGGAGCAAUUUUUCAUCGGACAUCAGAGAGGGUCGUCUCACGGGCCUUCCAGAAUCAUCAGAUAUUUGUACGAGUCGGAGAGAUAUACGCUGAUGAUGCCAAAUGCAUACAAACUCUGGGCAAAGCUGGAAGAUGAGCAAAAUGUCAAUCUCAACACAAAAUGUGGAAUUCUCAACAUUUCCUCCGCCGCGCGAAAAAGCGUCUACACUGACAUCUUGUCGAAAAACAACUUCAAUUUUUCUGACAAAAUCGAUCAUCUUCCGAUGAAAACAUGUGAAGAAUUCGGCUACGUUUUGGAAGAGGAAGGAGGAGUUCUGGACGCAAGCGCGUGUCUUCGAGCGAGUUUUGAUCAGUUUCUGAAAAUCGGGGGCAAAUUCAUUGACGGAUUCAAAUUGAAGGAUUUCCAAGACGACGGCAAGGAAACAGGAUUUUUCAAGGACAGAAGGCAAGCAUCAAUGUUAAAAUUAACACUCGGAAACCGCAUCAAUACAGAAGCUAAACAUAUCCGUGUCGGUGUCAAAUUUAGGAGGGACAAUGCUUCAAAGCUCCCUCAGCGCUUUAGCUUCCUUGAAUUGUUUUUUUCAUCCUGGCGGUUUUCGACAUUUUCACAAAGAAAAAUCCUUUCUAAGACUGUUACUGUAUAUUCUACCGACGGCAAAAGCCAUGUGGGAAGAAAACUCAUUCUGGCUUGUGGUGCUUGGGCAAAGAAGAUUCUGGCGAAAACAGGGCUAGAAAUCCCCCUUGAAGUAAUUAAAACAGAAGUGUCUUAUUGGAAAGUGAAGCCUGAUUUCGCUGGAAAGUACGACAUAAGCUGCUUUCCUGCUGGAAUCAUUGACGUCAACAACGAAGAAACCGGCGAAAUCUAUCACUACUAUUGGACACCAGUGAAAGAGUACCCGAAUCUGAUAAAAAUUUCGUACCACGGAACCUAUCGAGAUGAAAUCGACCCGGAUGAGCGAGAUGAUCCGAAGAAAGAGUCGUCUGAGCGGGCAAAAGAUCAGCGGGAAGAUCACAAGAGGAUAAUUGAUCUUCAUUUCGAAGGAAUUGACUCGUCCAAUCCAGUUAUCGUCGAGCCCUGCAUGUACACUAACACGCCUGACAACGAUUUCAUCCUCGAUGUCCACCCAACAAUGAAAAAUGUCGUCAUCGGCGCAGGAUUCUCCGGUCAUGGAUUCAAAAUGUCGCCUGAAACCGGAGAAAUUCUAGCGGAGCUUGCCCUUGAAAAAGAACCUACUUAUGAUAUGAGCUUUUUCUCACUCGAUCGAUUCAAUAAAUAA
Messenger RNA from Oikopleura dioica, 1371 nucleotides. Lineage: Eukaryota; Metazoa; Chordata; Appendicularia; Copelata; Oikopleuridae. The record is from the annotation of a GenBank genome assembly.